Molecule: messenger RNA, 702 nt
Organism: Phytophthora sojae
Lineage: Eukaryota; Oomycota; Peronosporomycetes; Peronosporales; Peronosporaceae
Exons: 3
Coding region: 1-702 (233 amino acids)
Biological process (GO): regulation of DNA-templated transcription; chromatin remodeling
Cellular component (GO): nucleus
Molecular function (GO): ATP-dependent H2AZ histone chaperone activity
Source: RefSeq, a predicted model, not a curated record
AUGUCAUCGCGCCACUCUCGUCGCCGGAGUCCCAGCUCUGCAGCCGACACGGAGACCCGCAAGGUGCUCCCAGCUCGCAGUUCUCGCGGCACGCGCAUCAACAAACUCAUCGGCGAAGAGGCGGAGGCCGACGCGUCGUUCUGGGGCCAAGCGGCGUGGCAGGAAGACGGAGAAGACGAAGACUACUCCACCGAAGCAGAGGAGGAGGACAUUGUGGACUCAGAUUUCGACGACGAAGAAGCUCCAGAUGACGAGGUGCACGACGCUGAAGAAGAUGAGAAGCCCACGAGGCGCAAGCGCUCGGCGACGAGCUCUGGCCGCUACAAGGAGCCGAUCCAGCCUCGACCAGCUAAACGGAAGGCAGUUGCAGCAGUGAACAAGGCCCCAGUAGCAGCUGCUGCGCCGACGACGCCUGUGUUUGAGUAUGUGGCGCCGACGGUGCGGUCCUCGACGGCUAGAAAGUCGUCCGAGUCGUCCGAGAUGAGACGACGAGCGUCGCAUGAAGCGGCGAAGUUGGCGGCGAAGAACAAGAAGCCGCCGGUGGAGAAGACGGGGAACAGGUUGACGCAGGCGCAGCUACUGGCAGAGGCGGUGAGGACCGAAGUGGAGAAUACGCAGUCACUGCAGAGACUGGAGCAGCUGGAGGAGGAGAAGAAGGCGGAGAGCGUGGCGCCCAAGGCGCCGUUCACGGGCAGACACUGA